Molecule: messenger RNA, 189 nt
Organism: Eruca vesicaria subsp. sativa (arugula)
Lineage: Eukaryota; Viridiplantae; Streptophyta; Magnoliopsida; Brassicales; Brassicaceae
Source: the annotation of a GenBank genome assembly
AUGUCUCUUGAUAUGAUGUUACUGGAUUCACAGGAUCUUAUUCUGAAGAUAAGGAUGCACUUUUCCGUGUGUAGUGGUCGCAUUCCAUCAUCUAAGAAUCAGAAGCUUCAGAACCUAAGGACGAGAAAUAACAGUUCCAUCUAUACAUCAAGGUUGUUCAUGCUAACGCUAAGCUCCAUCACCAGGUGA